Paramecium sonneborni is the source of this 818-nucleotide messenger RNA. Lineage: Eukaryota; Ciliophora; Oligohymenophorea; Peniculida; Parameciidae. The record is from the annotation of a GenBank genome assembly.
GUUAUGAAUUGGGUUUUAAUGAAAAAUAAAUUAGAACCAGAAGAAGUUAUUCGAUUGAGAUUAGUUGGUAAAAAUGAAGAAGAAAGCACUUUGAUUGGUUUAGCUUGCGGUUUAUGUUUUGAUUUUAAUAAAUUUGAACCUCAUAUCUUUUUAGUUGGUACUGAAGAGGGUAAGAUACAUAAAUGUUCAAGAGCAUAUUCAGGACAAUAUUAAGAAACAUAUAUUGUAUUCAUUUUAUUAUUAUUAUUAAUAGGGUCAUAAUUUAGCAGUUUAUAAAGUCAAAUGGAAUAAUUUUCAUCCUCGAACUUUUAUCUCUGCUUCUGCUGAUUGGACUGUUAAAAUCUGGGAUUCUAAAAUCUCUUCCUAAAUUAUGAGUUUUGAAUAAGGAAUGUAAGUUGUUGAUGCUAUGUGGGCACCAUACAGUUCCACAGGUAUUUUUUUAAAUAAUUUAUUUUAGUUUUUGCCUGUGCCACUCAAGAUAAAAUUUUUGUUUAUGAUUUAAAUGUUGAUAAAAUUGGUAAACUUGCUGAAUAAAAACCCUCUAAAUAACCUAGAUUAACAAAUAUUGCCUUUAAUUAAAGAGAUCCCAUAAUCUUAGUUGGUGAUACUCAUGGUGGAAUUACACUACUUAAAUUAAGUCCUAAUUUAACAAAAUGUAAUAAUUCUGACAUAUCCAUCUAGCUGGAGUAAAACCAUCUAAUUUUCCAGAUGCCAAAGUACCAAAAGAAUUUGAAAAUAUGCCUUUGGAAGAAUAUGAAAAAUAAAAAAUGGAAACGCUAUUACAGGUAGUUUCUAAGUGGGAAAGAGAAGAUUCCUGA